Molecule: messenger RNA, 1039 nt
Organism: Parasteatoda tepidariorum (common house spider)
Lineage: Eukaryota; Metazoa; Arthropoda; Arachnida; Araneae; Theridiidae
Product: palmitoyltransferase ZDHHC6
Molecular function (GO): palmitoyltransferase activity
Source: RefSeq, a predicted model, not a curated record
ACUUUUGUUUACAUCGUUCCAUUUUACGAGUAGACUAGAGCAGACAAAGUUUCUGAUCUGAUGUUUUAAGAAAUAACUUACCUAUGAUUAUAAUUUUAAAACUUAUUUCCCGGAGUAAAUAUUCAUUAAUUACGCAUAAUAGUCUACGUUUAAAUUUGUUUUCAAUUUCUUCUCAUUUUUUUGAUCAUAUAGAAUUUAAAUUAUCAUGACCUAAUCUUUCUUAUUUAUACUUCCGUGAUGACAUCUUUAUUUAAACUUCUCAAAGUUAAUUAAGAUUUUGACCUUCAAUUUUCCAACGAUUCUAAUUAUAUUCAUUGCCUUUUUCAAAGUUUUUAAUUUUAUUCGCAUUAAAAUGAUUAUUCGAGAACUUUUUAACCGAAUUUGCCAUUGGGGGCCUAUGAUUGCUAUGAUAAUAAUAAACUGUAUUACGUUUUCAACGCUUCAAGUAACUGCUAUGUGGCUUCCCUUCUUUUCUUCUUUAAAUGCUGCAGCGUGUCAUAGUUUAUUUUUAUUUCUUGUUGGUAGCACUUUGUACAAUUUUUUCUGUGCCAUGUUCAUUGGUCCUGGCUACGUUCCUUUCGGUUGGACCCCAGCAGAUACUAAUGAGUGUAACUACCUCCAGUUUUGCUCUUUAUGCAAAGGAUACAAAGCACCGAGAGCUCAUCAUUGUCGUAAAUGUAAAAGGUGUGUGAUGAAAAUGGAUCAUCAUUGUCCGUGGAUCAACAAUUGCUGCGGUCAUCGCAAUCAUAAAACAUUCACAUUAUUCCUCAUUUCUGCAGUCUGUGGCUGUGUUUUGUCAUCAGUUCUUCUUUUUCUUGGUUUAUAUCGUGCUUUUCAGGUGAACUGGUACUUUUUACAUGGAGAUAGAAGAUAUGUUGUUUAUCUUACAAUAUAUCAGUUAGGCUUCACUGUAUUUAGUCUUGGAUUAGCUCUAGGUGUUGUUCUAGCAGUUGGUGGUCUAUUUUAUGUCCAGGUAAUUGCUUUUAUCUAUUUAUUUUUCUUGGUUUUGCAUAUCUAUUCCUAGCCAUUUUGUUAUAUC